Messenger RNA from Sphaeroforma arctica JP610, 2468 nucleotides. RefSeq lists its product as hypothetical. Gene Ontology annotation, molecular function: copper ion binding; protein-lysine 6-oxidase activity. Lineage: Eukaryota; Ichthyosporea; Ichthyophonida. The transcript is spliced from 4 exons. The coding region runs from base 49 to 2241 and encodes 730 amino acids. Gene Ontology annotation, biological process: peptidyl-lysine oxidation. The record is from RefSeq and is a predicted model, not a curated record.
GAAGAAUCGACUCAUAACCGUACGCGCGUACAGUUAGUCCCAGUAAGCAUGCGCACACUUAUUCUUGCAUUAGCCGUAGCGGCAAGCAUAUCAAAUGUGCUGGGCCAAAUAUUCGAAGAAGAGCGUUUCACUUGUAGAACUGAGCUCAUGCACAAUGGUGCCUGUGAUCAUCACAACAAUGUCCUGGAAUGCGGUUUCGAUGGUGGUGAUUGCUGCUUGGCAACGUGUGACUGCACCUCAAAUGAAGAAUACGUAUGCUUACCUGGGUGCCAUUGUAAUAACUUGGAUUCUGCGGCGUGCGGAAGCCCCGUAUGGACCGAGGCUGAUUGCAAAGACCCCAACAUUGGCAAGCCGAAUGCCGAACAUUUGGUGGCUAUUUGGACAGGUAACGGUUAUAAUCAUCAACGUGAGACACAGAUUCGAAUCACUUUCAACUUUUUAGACGGUAAGAAAAUCCAAGUUACUGGAGGUUGGGAUACUUCAGCACCCGGACGACAGUCUGAGCGUUCACUGAAUCUUGAGCAUAAAGCUAUUGAAAGUGUCACUGUCACGCUAUUGGACGAUUAUACCGAUGGCUGGUUCAUGCACUCGGGAGUGCGUAUAACUUUGCCCGAGUCGGGUCGUGUGAUGUAUUUCCCUUACCAGGGCUGGCUGAACAGCGAUCUGCCUGAGGUGGAGAUUGGUGUUGGCCCAUCUGAUAUGGUGGACUACCAGAUUACUUUGUGGACAGGAAACAAUUAUCUGGGAGACCGCAGAGAGCCCUUGUACCUGAUCUUGUACGGAGAGGGACCCGAAAUCGGUAUUCUGGGAGAGAAUACUACCCGUAUCGAGCUGAAUGGAUACUUUUCCCUCUCAAGUAAACUGUCCUUCACUGUCUUCGCCAACGAGGUUGGCGACGUUUCUCAUCUUGACAUCAUUGCCCCUGGAGAGGACGCCUGGUUUAUGCAAGCUGGUAUCCUCAUUACCCAUCACUCUGUUGAAUUUGGCGUACGUUCUAAGUAUAUGCCUGCCAAUGGUUGGGUAUCAUCCUCAACCAAUUCCGCAGAUGAUUGUACUGUAAGUGCUGACGGCGAGGGUGUCAAGCGUGUUGUUUCCGGAAGUGGAAACAUUGUCGAAUACCUCGUGGAUAUUGCCCUCAGCGACGCGGCGGAUGCCGGUAGAGAGGGACCUGUAAGCAUUCAAUUCUAUGACAAAACCGACUACUACUCGCGAGCGGCCGAAUUGGGUUCACGCUUCCCCAAGGAUGGACACGUAAAAGUAACAGUCUUUGCACAGAAAAUCCAGGUGGCGAAGAUCAGAUUGCAAUUCGGAGAAGAAUCAGAUGAUCCUAUGCUGGUAGAUUCGAUCACUGUCACCAGACCCGAUCUGCCAUUGCAAGAUCCAAUUCAAUUUACUAUCGGUGAGUGGAUGACCGGUGGCGAGAGUGAUCAAACCUUCACGCGUGUUGAUUUCGAGCAGAUUCCCUCUGAUAUUGAGAUGGCCGAUCUAGAUUUCGAUACAAUUCAGUUCCUGAACAAUUUCCGAGCGUAUGAGGUCGAUAUCCAAGGUGAUGAUCUGGAGUGUGCUCUGGAAGAGAGUUGUCUACUGCCCAUUGGUGAGCGUGUGAUGGGCGAGACCAUGGGAGAUGAACGAAUAAUCAUUCGUUUCGAGACCACCACUUGGAACGUAGGAAACGACGUCUUCUACCCCCCACCUGAAGGAGAGUUCGUCUGGCACGCGUGCCACAAUCACUACCACGGCAUGACUGGCUAUGCCACUUACUACAUCACCACCGCAGGUUCUUUCUCCAACAUUAUCCUGCGCGGACACAAGGCUAGCCAUUGUGUAAUGGACUCCACGUGCGAGCGUUCUGGAAAUGAUAUGCAGCACAGAUGUACCAACCAGGGCAUUGCUGUGGGAUGUGCUGACACCUAUUCGCGUGGAUUGGAUUGCCAAUGGGUCGAUGUUACGCCGCUGCCAGCGGGAUGGUACGUGAUGAACGUCAAUAUUAACCUCGACAAGCGCGUACGUGAAUACUCGUACUUCAACAAUGAUGGGCACAUUCUCUUCCAGUGGGAUCCCAGCCAGCCCAAGAACGACAUGAUCGUUCAAGCCUGUCUCAUCAUCGACGAAAGCUUGACCGAGUGUCCGCCUGAUACCCCACAAUUCGAUCAAAUGCGUCCUGGUACUGACGGAGGUAACGGUGGAACUAUCGAGCCAGAAAAACGUUUCUACGCAGACGUGGAUAAUGGUCGCUGGUAGUUCAUGACUUUGGCACAUACGUAUUGGUAUGCCGAUCCAUAUUCAAGCUCAAUAUUAAUUCAUAUGUGGAACACAUAUAAUGCUUCAAAAUGUACUACGGCGAACAAUCUGUACCGACACUGGCGGAGGCCAGAAUAUUCAAGCAUGCUAGCACACCUUCAACCAUCAGAAAAUUAUACACGUUUUAUAAUAUUCAAAUAAAUAAAUAAUAUCAAAUCAAAAUAUUG